Molecule: messenger RNA, 2854 nt
Organism: Penicillium brasilianum
Lineage: Eukaryota; Fungi; Ascomycota; Eurotiomycetes; Eurotiales; Aspergillaceae
Source: the annotation of a GenBank genome assembly
CUUCUCCCUCUAUCCCGCCUAGCCGUGACCGUUCCUUUCGGGGGGAGGGUGAUUCCACCUUCUGGAUAAUUAAUCGAUUAAUUUAUCUUUUUUUUUCUUUUUGGAAAUUUACAGAGUGCCACUCCUCUUUGAAUGGGUGGUUCCCUUCUGUCUCCAGACGGGUUUAGUCUCCUCCUUAUAUGGACUGGUUCUUGACUAUUUCCAUAUACAUCAUCUCGUUGCCCCUCUGGCCAACUGAACUACGCCGCUUUUCUUAUAUCAUUUCCUUUCUUUCUCCGUAGGUCUUCGAUCACGUUGUUCUAACGUCGCCUGCUUUUACCACCACUUCGCUUCUUGUUGCCUUGUCUCCCAAUUGGGGAAAGGCUCUCUACGGAUCUUGAAGAACUACCCACGAGUGGUGCCUGCCGGCCGAAUCGGUUCAUCAUUUAUAUGCUGUCUGGAUAAUGGAUGUUUGACUACCUUCUCUCGGUCUAUCCUGCCCGAACCCACCAGUUCCUUGAUCGAGAGUGAAAGCGCCCGGCCAGCUUUACUCCCACAUGUUUCUUCGACUCGCUCCCCAACUUCGCUCCUCACUGUCCCUAUGUCUUCCCGAACGCUGGGUUCUCGAUCCUCCACGACUCUUGGCCACAUUACUCCAACCGUCGACCUGACAUCUCACACCUACCCAUCAACGAAGCCGGCUUCCGAAACGACGGGAUCUUGCUGGACCGCUCCCUUCCGGGACGGUCUACCCACUCCUCCCGGCGACAUGACCGGCGUGGCCUACAAUGCCAUUCCGUCCGCGGCCUAUGCAGGAAAAGCGCAUGCCAUCCCCUCGCACCUGUACGGCCACUCGCGCCCGCACUAUGAUUCCAUUUCGUCGUCCAUGGUUGCUUCUAUGAAGUCUAACCAAUCGGCGACUCAAUCGGCGCCCGUGAAAGAGGUCUCCGCGACGGAACCUGCCAGCCACAGGAAGUCGACUGGAACGACGUCAGGCUCAGCACUGCGCAUUCCCUCAUCCAUCAAUAACAGCAAGGGCAGCUUGGCUGAAUUUGCGGCUCAGAUGACCUGUCUAUUCUGGUUUGAGAAAACCUCCAAACUUCAUGACAUCGAAGACCGCCGCCAUUCAGUGCCUUCUCUCGUCGCAGAGGCUAUCCCUACCGUCGGCUUCCAAAAGUGGGUGGCUUCGAUUCUUUCGACCACACAAGUCAGCCAGAACCUGAUCAUACUGGCCCUGCUCUUCAUCUACCGACUCAAGAAGUUCAAUUCCGGUGUGAAGGGAAAGAAGGGCAGUGAGUUCCGGCUGAUGACCGUUGCGUUAAUGCUCGGCAAUAAAUAUCUUGACGAUAACACUUACACCAAUAAGACGUGGGCCGAGGUCUCGGGUAUCGCAGUGCAAGAGAUCCACAUCAUGGAGGUCGAGUUCCUAAGCAACAUCCGUUAUGACCUGUUUUGCUCCAAGGAAGAAUGGUCUCAAUGGCACACCAAGCUGGGCCUCUUCAGCGAAUACUUCAACCAGGCCUCGAAGCUUCCCGCCGAAGGCGAUAUUCACGUGAUGCAAGUCUCGCCGCCGCGUCUCCAGGCCCAAUCGCCAUUGUCCAAGCUCCCUUCGCCCCCGAUGGAUCCAUACAGACCACAAUCCCAACCCUCAACUCACUGGUACACACCAAUGUCCAGUCUACCAUACCCAGGCACCUCCCAGCAGGGUGAGGCCACUGUGGGCGGAACCCGCAAGCGAGGCCGUGAUGAUGAGGAUGAGCUUCACCCAGCGAAGCGUGUCGCGAUGAGCUCUGCAUACACCGCUCCUUCUAUGACAAUCCCUUCGUCAAACAUGACCUCCGGGGUCCCUACUCUUCCACCAGUUCUGACACCGACCUCGGCUCCCGUGGCCCAGGUCCCCAUGAUGGGACCUGUUUCCCGUCUCCCACCUCCCAAUCUACCUCCUUCCUCCAACCCUAUGCCCCAAUCUCUCCCUUCCACUGCGGUUUCUCAGCUGCCGGUGCCAAUCUCGAUGGGUCAAGCCUACAACCGGACUUCCAACUGGUCCCAGCAAAUGCCAUCUGUUGCCAUCCCCACUACCAUGGCAUCUGGCGUCUACAACACGCCCUCUCUUCCAGAUCUGGGCCGUCACCAGAGCCCAUAUGGAGUCACCUCUGCCACCGUUUCGCCAGCCGUAUCCGCUUACUCUGUCCACACUCCACAAAAGCAUCUCUCCCCAUCUUACUUCCUCGCCAACCGCAACUCUCCUUACCGCCCCGUCCGCUCGGUACACACUUUGCUCAUUCCGCCUCCUUCUACCUCCAUGCAGCAUCAGCGCAGUGUUCCCUUCGACCACAUGCACUACCAGCCCCUGGGUAAAGGUUCCGUCGACCGCAAGACCGGGCUGCUGCCCUACAUCCACCCGGAGACCUGGACCCAAACCCACUUCCAGCCUCUUUACCCCCCCACUCAGUUCUCUGGCUAGACUAUCCUCUUGUCCUACACUAUUCUCCUUGCUGACGACGUGACCGCGCUAUGACCUAUCUCAUGAGAAAACCAACCCUAUCCUUCGCUAUGUAUCUUUUACCACCCAUUUUUCCCCCCCCUUUUCCAUGUACACAUAUCCCGUUUCAUGAUCCUGGAUUCCAUUUUUCUCGGCGUUCCCCAGCUAGAAGGGGCUUUGGUGUUUGCCUCCUUACGAAAAACCGGAUUCUUUCGUUGGGUAUGGCAUCUGAGGCGUUGUCUUAUUGAUUCUUUGCUUGAUUCUACGAACAACCGGGUCAUCGCUAUGGUGCAUUAGCAUAUUGUGGCGUUUUAUUCUAGGCGACAUAGUGUCGCAGCAUACCAAACAACCAGAUUUAUCUAAAUCAUGAUCUUCAUCCUGCGUAAACUGAAC